Tilletiaria anomala UBC 951 is the source of this 3084-nucleotide messenger RNA. RefSeq lists its product as uncharacterized. Gene Ontology annotation, cellular component: nucleus; cytoplasm. NCBI's taxonomy places the organism in Eukaryota, Fungi, Basidiomycota, Exobasidiomycetes, Georgefischeriales, Tilletiariaceae. The record is from RefSeq and is a predicted model, not a curated record. The transcript has 4 exons. The coding region runs from base 144 to 2798 and encodes 884 amino acids.
CUACGCUGCGACGUUCGACUUUGCGAUCUACUAUCAAGCAGGUGUAGGUCUUACGGCGCACUUCUAAAUCCGCCCCCUAAUCGCAUCACAUGAAUUAGAGCCAAGAGGGAACGGCAGAUACAGACAGGCAUCCAACAUCCAAGAUGUCGUCAGCGAUUCCUCACGAGGAGCUUCCCAUCCUCGAAGCGCUCGUUAACAUUCGCAAUCGCCUAACUGCGCUCAAAAAGGAUAGCGGAGAGUACAUCAAGCCGCAAGAUGUCAUGGAUAUCUACAAGGCUGUCAUCAAGCAGGUGACGCGGCUAAAUGCUGUGCGUGACGAGCACGACAUGGCAGAGGCAGCUGCCGCCAGUACAUCUUCCUCAGCUGCGCCACCGCCACCGGCAGCAGAUUCAUCUGGCACCGAGGGUAGCUUCAUCUCACCAAGUCCCUCGACGACAGGAGUAUCGGCGAACGACUUGAACAACUCGUCGUCGUCGUUGAAGGCAACGCAUGGGUCCAUUGGCAGCACUGGCACCAACGCUGGUACUAACAGCAGCAGCAGCAGCCAGCCGAUCGGCGAGCACACCAAGGCUGCGUCUUCGCAACAAGAGUCACAUGCAUACGCCGAUAGCUUGCCCAAGUACAACCGCGUCGACACGACGCUCAAUGACGUCUUUGCUCUGCUCUCGCUCUUCUUCCUCACCAUCGGCCGAUCGCGCGAGACGCCAGCUGCGUUCAGCCAACUAGCCUGCAUGAAGCAGUUCUUCGACCACCUCUCCGAAUCAGGCAUCUACACCGAGGCGGAUCUGGAGCCGUUCAGCAAGCGCCUGGCAGAGCUGCGCGCCAUGAUCCGCAAGGAUGCAGAGCAGGGCAAACACCCGCCUGCGUUGACGAAGCUGAUGAUGCGCAAGCUCGAGGGCUGUGAGAAGCUCUUGGCGAGCCUGCAGGGCACGCUCAAGGUCCUCUCCGUCGAGCUCGUGCCGAUCCACCAGCGCCUGAUCGCCGUGCGGAGGCAGAUUGUUGCGGCGGCCGCCAAGCCGAAGCUGCCGCGCGCGGAGAUCAAGCAGCUGCAGGAGGAGCUGCGCCGGAUCGACAGCAAGCGCGUCGACGGCAAGUUCCUUGGGCCCGGCGGAUCGAGUGUCCCGGCGGGGCAGGCAAUUCUCGUCGGCAUCCUCGAGGAGUGCUUUGAGAUUUGCCACGAGAUCAACGUCCGCAACGACGAGGUGCCCAUGACGCUGCAGCCGAUCUAUGACCGCCUCAGCGAGAUCAAAGCGCAGCUUGAGCAUCUGGUCCUCACACAUCGCUGGACGCUGAGGGAGACAGAUCUGUGGAACUACCAGGUCACGCUCAAGGAGAUCGAUCGCCUGCGCGUCAAUGGCAAGUUCGUCGAUAACGAAGGGAAACAGCCAGAGGGUCAGCCAGUCCUCCUUUACCUACUGCGUCGAUGCUACGGCCUGAUCUACCGCCUGGUCGCGUCGUCGGAGCCGAUCUCGGAGGAGCUCAUGCCGAUCUCCAACAAGCUCUCGACAAUCUCUAAGUGUCUCAAGGAGGUCAGCAAGUAUGGCGGGCCGUACACGAUGCGUGACCUGUAUCCGUACCGACUUGCGCUGCACCAGAUUGACGCGAUGCGCACCAAUAUCAAGGACAAGGAUUUCAACGAUACCGGCGUCAAGAAAUGGCUCGGUCGCGACGGCAGUAUACCUGAGGGACAGGCGAUCCUCAGGGCACAAUUUGAGGAGGUCGAGCAGACGAUCCAAGAGAUGCUCAACCAAGAGGAAGAGGAUGACGACGAGGAGGGCUCGGAUGGCGAAUGGGAGGCGGGCAGCAGUGCAGCGAGCGCAAGUGGUGCCGUGACGGAUAGCUCGGUGUCUCAGGCCUCGGUCUCAGAGUAUGGCAGUCGCAUCUUUGGUCUCGGAGCCGGCGGUACGGGUGUGGCUGGCACCGGGUCGUCUACGCCUGCAAGCCCCGCACCCGGCUUCUCGCCUUCCGGGUUCGGCAUCGCACCUGGGAUCGGACCCGGGAUCUCGUCCUCUGCCAGCCCCAUGGGCAUCGGCAUCGGUGCUACGGGCGCGGCGCAUGGCGGAGCUGCAUGGGGCGGCUUCAAUUCGCACGGUGUCACGGCGAGCCUGAUUGGCGCCGGUGCUGGCGGUGGCAGCGGUGGUGUGAAGGGUGGCCACGAGUCUCCGGCUGCUGCGAGCGUGAGCGCGGAUGUUAGCACCAGUGGUGCGUCACCCAGCUUCCUCGCGACGAGUCCAAGCCCGCUCAUGCGCUGUCCCCUAGGGCAGAACCACCACAUGCCGCCACUUGAUCUCGGACAGAACAAGCUCGCCGGGGCGGCGGCGAGUGGGGAAACUUCGGCCGCUGCCGCAUCUGCCACUCUUGCCGCUGCUCUUCCUCCUGGGCAGCACCCUUCUCCGAGCGGCCCUGGCGCUGGUAGUACACCCUCCGUCCCAGAGCAACAAGCGUCAGCGCCAGCGCCUGAAGAGCCAAAGAGCGGACUGGCCGUCGUUGGGCCUGGUGGUAACAUACUUGAGCGCCUGCCAGCUGAGCCGCCUGUCGUUGUGCCGGCGCGAGAACAGCUGCAUGCUGCAGGUAAGCAGCAGCACUAUAACGCGACUGCGCAUGUGAAAGCGGCAGAUGGGAAAGGGCUAGGAGCUACAAUGGGGUUAGGAAGCGGGGCUGGGACUGGGACGAGCAUUGAGGUGGACAAGGUCGGGGCAGGAGCAGCAGCAGGGACAGCGGCGCCAUCAGGGACCGAACAGCUCGCACACAGUUUGAAGAGCGUCGACCUGCAUGAGAACGGUCACACAGAUGCAUAGUGGUGCCAUCUAGCUCUGCUUUGCACUCGUGUUGGUGCGGAGCGGUGGACGCCGUCCAACUUUGUGUCCACAUGCAUGAGAACCUCACAGAGAUGUCUUUCAUGGCCCAUGCAUCCACCUGCAACGUAGAAAGUGGUAGAAUUCAUAGCCGUUGCACGUUUGUAUCUGGGUUGCCUUGAAAGAAUUUGCACUUGCGCGCCUUUACGUCCUAAACGUGCUUCAUUGGUCACCCCGACCGAUUGAAUAUCCCGAUCAGCCAAUUCGACGGUGUGGCCCUUUUUGACUC